ACCAAUGAACUGCAGACAUAGUACAGGAAAUGACCAGAGACUGCAGACAUAGUACAGUAGUACAGGAGAUGACCAGAGACUGCGGACAUAGUACAGGAGAUGACCAGAGACUGCGGACAUAGUACAGGAGAUGACCAGAGACUGCGGACAUAGUACAGUAGAUGACCGGAGACUGCGGACAGUACAGGAGAUGACCAGAGACUGCAGACAUACUAAAGGAGAUGACCAGAGACUGCGGACAGUACAGGAGAUGACCAGACACUGCAGACAUACUACAGGAGAUGACCAGAGACUGCAGACAGUACAGGAGAUGACCAGAGACUGCAGACAUAGUACAGGAGAUGACCAGAGACUGCGGACACAGUACAGGAGAUGACCAGAGACUGCGGACACAGUACAGGAGAUGACCAGAGACUGCAGACAUACUACAGGAGAUGACCAGAGACUGCAGACAUAGUACAGGAGAUGACCAGAGACUGCAGACACAGUACAGGAGAUGACCAGAGACUGCAGACACAGUACAGGAGAUGACCAGAGACUGGAGACAUAGUACAGGAGAUGACCAGAG
This is a messenger RNA of Staurois parvus, 568 nucleotides long. NCBI's taxonomy places the organism in Eukaryota, Metazoa, Chordata, Amphibia, Anura, Ranidae. The record is from the annotation of a GenBank genome assembly.